Molecule: messenger RNA, 1143 nt
Organism: Penicillium robsamsonii
Lineage: Eukaryota; Fungi; Ascomycota; Eurotiomycetes; Eurotiales; Aspergillaceae
Exons: 1
Coding region: 1-1143 (380 amino acids)
Source: RefSeq, a predicted model, not a curated record
AUGGAUCCCUUUGCCACUUUCUCUCCGGAGGUGGUUGCGUUGAUCCUCGAAUCGUGCUCCGACUUCGCUUCCUUGGAUGGAUUACUGAAAACAUCUGCCCGAGCGGACCAGGUAUUCCGCCAAUAUUACAAGACGAUUACUGAAAAAAUCAUGAAAAAUUGUCCUAUUAUCUCCCAGGGACUACAAUAUGAAUUUCGCAAUUUCAUACUCCUCGAAGCAGGAAAAUUCAUUCCCUCAAGCCUGCCGGAGCUUAUCGGUGGCGCUCGGACGAUAACCGUCAUGCCACUUUCUCUACCUUCCAUCCACUCUUUCGAUGCUGUACGAGAAGCCGUGAGUACUGCAGCGAGCAUCUAUUUUGCCGCCUCUGCUUGCUUGAGUCUUCUUUUGGAUCGCCUAGCAGCAGCAGAGCCACGGCGCGUGGUCGGCCCUGUCAGCGCUGCUGUUGAAUGGGUUGAGGGAAGAUGGCCCGAGCCCCCAAACGAAACAUUCCGAGUGAAGUCUCGUCCUCUGUCCUGGUGUGAGAUUUAUAGAAUGCAUCGCGUGCUAUGGACUCUUGCGACAUUUCAGUGCGUUCACCGCGCGGCAACCAUUCGGUGGCCCUGGUCCUCAGAAGACCGGAGUCAAUUUACGGAACAAUACGUCGACUACUGCCAGGGUAGAUGGAAACUCGAAGAAUUGCAAACCGCCUCGGAGUGCCUGAAAGUUGUUUAUCCCGAAGAGACAGUUAUCCUCGACCUACUUUACCCCUUCCUGGUGUCCAUUCCUUCUGCGGACAACUCAGCCAGACCGGCGCGUUUGUCUAUACCGGAGCCUCCAUCCCUCACAACUAUUAAUUCAGGGAGGUUGUGUGUUUGGUCCGCGGCCCGGAGAAAUGGAGCCAUAGGUUCUCAUGGCAUCCUUUGCCGUACCCAUCGGUUUACGAAAAAUCCUCUUUUGCAUGUGGAUUUCGGGGCCUAUAGACGGAUUGGAAUCCCAAUUUGGGAUGAUGUGAGAUUACAUCGGAUCGGGCUGGUACCUGCUCCUGGGAAUUUGCCUUCUCUUGUGGGGGCUGGGCCACAGGGAUUAAACGAAGCAAUGUCAAUCUGCACAUACUACACAUGGUGGAGUUUAGCCAAUGAGGGGGAUAUUUACCCCUCUACCUGA